Molecule: messenger RNA, 1671 nt
Organism: Sugiyamaella lignohabitans
Lineage: Eukaryota; Fungi; Ascomycota; Dipodascomycetes; Dipodascales; Trichomonascaceae
Gene: SSZ1
Product: Ssz1p
Exons: 1
Coding region: 1-1671 (556 amino acids)
Biological process (GO): protein folding
Cellular component (GO): nucleus; cytosol
Molecular function (GO): ATP-dependent protein folding chaperone; ATP binding
Source: RefSeq, a predicted model, not a curated record
AUGUCUGGACCUACUGUUAUUGGACUUGCUUUCGGUAACACCACCUCGUCUAUUGCUAUUGAGAAAGAUGGUAAGGUUGAGCUGAUUGCCAACCAAGAUGGUGACCGUGCUAUUGCUUCGGUUAUUUCAUAUGUCGGAUCUGACGAAUACCACGGAGCUCAGGCCAAGGCACAACUGAUUAGAAAUGCCAAGAACACAGUUGCUUACUUUAGAGACUUUCUGGGAGUUUCUUUUGACAAUGUCGACCCUACCAACUCACAUGCUUCUGCUCACCCAGUGGAAUUAAACGGCCAAGCUAGCUUCUCGCUGAAGACCGAGGACGAUGAUGAAGAGACUGGUGAAGUCAAGCCUGCUAAAUUAUUGUCUGUUCACGAAAUUGCUGUUAGACAUUUGGACCGUCUUAGAGAAUCUGCUGCUGAUUAUAUUGGAAAAGCCAUUGAUGGUGCUGUUAUUGCUGUCCCUACUGACUACAGUGAGGAGCGUCGUCAAGCCAUUGUUGCUGCUGCCAAGGACGCCAACUUGAAGAUUCUUCAAGUCAUUAAUGAGCCCACUGCUGCUUUAUUAGCCCAUGUUUCUGCCAACGGAGACUCUACCGACAAGAAAUACGCUGUUAUUGAUAUUGGUGGAACCCGUUCCGACGGUGCUAUUAUCGCCUCGAGAGGUGGUAUCUUCACCAUUCUCACUACUCUUCACAACUACGAGUUAGGUGGUAAGAACCUUGACGAGGCUCUUGUCGACUUUUUCGCCAAAGAUUUCGAGAAGCAACACAAGGUCGAUCCCAAGACUGAAGCCCGUGCUGUUGCCAAGCUGCUUGCUGAGAGUGAAAGUACUAAGAAGACCCUCAGUAAUACUUCAUCAGCCAAUUUCGCUGUUGAGUCUGUUGCUCAAGGUUAUGAUUACAGUCUUUCUAUCAACCGUCUUAGAUUCGAGGUCGCUGCUCGAUCUGUUUUCACCAAGAUCACUCAAUUUGUUGAGGAGCUCAUCAAGAAGGCCAAUUUGGACGUUCUUGACAUCGACGAGGUCCUUCUUGUUGGUGGUACUUCUGCCGUUCCCAAGGUCGCUACUUCGAUUGCUUCUCUUUUCGAUGAGUCUGUUACCAAGAUCUCUGCUCCUGCUUUCGACACUAAAGCCAUUCAGCCUGACGAGCUUAUUUCGCGAGGUGCUGCCAUCCAAGCUUCUCUUGUUGCCGGUUACGACGAUGAGGAAAUCAACGAGUCUUUACAAGCUGUUGUCACUGUCGCCCCACACACCACCAAAUCCAUUGGUGUCAAGGUCGGUGAUAACGAGUAUGUCGAGGUUAUUGCCUCUGAAACCGCUCUCCCCAUCAGAAAGACCGUUACUCUGUCGACCCCUGCUGACGCCACUGCUGUCCUUGUCGGUGUUUAUGAGGGAGCUUCCGAGAUUGUCGUGACCAAGGUCGAGAAAGAAGAGAAGAAAGACGACGCCGAAGAUGACGAGUCCGACUGGAGUGAAGACGAGGAGGACGAGGAGAUCCGCACAAAGGUACUAAAACCCGCCGCCAAAAUCGCCGAGCUCGGACUCCAAAACAUCCCUGCCGGCAGCAAGGUCGAGGUCGUCCUCAACAUCACCCGUGAGCUCAAGCUCCAAAUCGCUGCCCGUGCCGGCUCUGUUGCUGUCCGUGGCGAGACUGCUGUCGCUCACGUGGCUUAA